GUUAAUAAGCAUUUCCGCAUCGUUGCCUCGGCUGCCAUCGAGUACAACACUGACGCUGGCGGGACAUAGAGAAAGUGUGGUGACUUCUGAGAGAGAGGGAAAAAAAAGCAAAACAUAUAUCGAAAUGGAAACACGAAGGAAGAGUGGAGUUUUGCCCAAUCUGAAGAUGCAGUGGUGUUCAUGGUGUGUGGUGGUGGGGGUGGCAGUCCUGAGUUUCUGCGUCGGGGCUGAGACGGCUACUACUGUUGGGGGGGAACUGCUGGAGCCGUCCCUCGGCAGCGUCGUGUCCCUUGACCAAUCGACCCCCGACGACGCCGACGCCGACCCCGCGCCCUCCGACAGCCCGACCCCCGCUGCGACGCCGAGGGACGCUCCCGCCGAGGACACCGGAACCCCCCCACCCCCUUCGCCGGAUCCCGGACCUCGGAACGCUUCGGAAACCGUGGCCGACGCCCGCCCGCCGAGGAAGGUCGCCAAGGCAGCCUUGCCCGUGGGACUGCGGCUGCUCUUCGCCUUCCUCUACUACGCUCUGCCGACGGUCAACAUGUUCCUCCUGAACCCUUCGCUGGCGAGGACGAUCCUGCCGAUUUUCGAAUACUUCUUCGGAGAGGGCGUCGGCGAGCUCUUCGGGUCUUCCCGAACGCUCAAGCUGGUGGUGUCCACUGUCUAUUAAACCUUUGAUUAAAGUGAUGUUUGCCGAGCCCAU
Molecule: messenger RNA, 706 nt
Organism: Penaeus chinensis
Lineage: Eukaryota; Metazoa; Arthropoda; Malacostraca; Decapoda; Penaeidae
Exons: 3
Coding region: 125-673 (182 amino acids)
Source: RefSeq, a predicted model, not a curated record